Molecule: messenger RNA, 456 nt
Organism: Eruca vesicaria subsp. sativa (arugula)
Lineage: Eukaryota; Viridiplantae; Streptophyta; Magnoliopsida; Brassicales; Brassicaceae
Source: the annotation of a GenBank genome assembly
AUGGAAGGAUUUGAUUGCCUUGUGAUUGGUCCUGGUCUGGGAAGGGAUCCAUUUCUCCUGGAAUGUGUGGGUAAAACCAUGCUUCUAGCUAGAAAUUUCAAUGCUCCUUUUGUUGUAGAUGGGGACGGGCGGUUUCUUGUAACAAACUCCAUUGAUCUUGUCAACAGCUAUCCGCUUGCUGUCUUGACUCCAAAUGUGAAUGAGUAUAAGCGUCUUGGUCAGAAAGUGCUGAAUUGUAAAGUAGAUGAGCAUCAUGCUGAAGAUCAACUACACUCUUUGGCCAAGCAGAUUGGUGGUGUAACGAUUCUGAGGAAAGGCAUAUCUGAUCUUAUAAGCAAUGGGGAGAUAGUAAAGUCAGUGAGCAUAUAUGGUUCGCCAAGACGAUGUGGUGGACAAGGUGAUACCCUCUCUGGGAGUGUUUAUGUCAUGAGCGCAACAGCUUAUAUCAGGUCAUGA